CUCAGCCUACUGACCAACAUUGAACUUGGGGGGAUCAGACAGUAGACACUGCAAGCCGGUGUACUUUGUGCUGACAACCGCUCGUUUCCAGUCGUCAUGUCCAACAAUCACACCCACGCUGCACACCAAGACCGCAGCGAGCACUCACCCCUCCUCCCGACGUCUGGUAGCAGUCACGGCACGCGCGGAGUCGUCGCCGCCGAGGGCGAGAGCGGACGCCAUGGGUUCGACCCGCGCCAAUUCUUCGUCAUACUCUGGCGAAGCUCCUGCACCGCUUCCAAGCUGGUCAACCUGCUCUGGCCCUUUGUCCCCGUCGCGCUGCUGCUGCACAUCUCGUCGGGCCUCGAGUCAUGGAAGUUUGCUACCGCGUACGUCGCCGUGAUCCCGUCGGCGAACCUCCUCGGCUUCGCAGGCCAGGAGUUUGCGCGCAAAAUGCCCAAGGUCGCCGGCAUACUCAUCGAGACCACCUUUGGCUCCAUCAUCGAGAUCAUCCUGUUUGUCGUCCUCCUCGGCAAGCACCGACCAGAGACGCCGCCGGGUAACAACAACAACAACGGCGGCGGGGGCGGUGGGGGCGGUGACGAGGGCAACCUCAUACCCAUCAUACAGGCAGCCAUACUCGGCAGCAUCCUCACCAACCUGCUGCUCUGUCUCGGCCUGUGCUUCUUCUUCGGCGGCCUCCGCAACGCCAGCCAAAAGUUCCACGCCAUCGUCUCCGAGGUCGGCACCGGGCUCCUCCUCGUGGCUGCCUUUGGCCUGCUCAUCCCGAGCGCCUUCUACUCGGCCCUCAAAGCCGAAGUGGUAGGCGAGCUUCCGGGGUUCAGACGCCCGGACUGGACAUUCACCGACAGGAAGCUCCGGGAAGACGUGCUGCGCAUCAGCCAGGCGACGUCCAUUGCCUUGAUGGUGGCAUUCUUGCUGUACACGUGGUACCAGGCGAGCAGCCGGCACAGCAUCUUCGACGAGGUGAUUGAGCAGGACGAGCAUCGAGACACCGACAGGCACGAGGACAUGGCGAAGCCCAAGUUCACCAUGACCGAGGCGCUGCUGGCUAUUGCACUGUCGCUCGUGCUCGUCACGGUGCUGCUCGUCCUUCUCGUCGAGCAGAUCGAGCACGUUGUCGAGAGCGGCGUGCCCGAUCAGUUCCUCGGUCUCAUCCUGCUCCCGCUCGUGGAAAAGUCUGCGGAGCAUUUGACUGCCAUCGAUGAGGCCUGGGACGGAGUGAUCAACGUCGCGCUAUAUCAUUGCCUCGGGCCGUCCAUCCAAACAGCCCUGUUCAACGCGCCCUUGGUGGUGAUUGUCGGUUGGAUUAUCGGCAAGCCCAUGGAUCUCAACUUUGAGAUUUUCAUGGUGGCGCUCCUGGUUCUCUCGAUUCUCGUCGUGGGCAACUUUCUUCGCGAUGGUGAAUCGAACUGGCUUGAAGGCGCUCUACUAGUGAUUGUCUACGUCAUCAUCGCCAUCGCCUGUUGGUACUAUCCGAACCCGGACGUGGCAACUUCGAACAGCGCACAGGGGCUGCGGUUGGACAUGGAGUCACUGGGCCCUGAUGGCAUCCGGGAGUUGCGACGGCUGCUCUCUCAAGAGCUGUGA
This is a messenger RNA of Purpureocillium takamizusanense, 1590 nucleotides long. RefSeq lists its product as uncharacterized. Gene Ontology annotation, cellular component: fungal-type vacuole membrane. NCBI's taxonomy places the organism in Eukaryota, Fungi, Ascomycota, Sordariomycetes, Hypocreales, Ophiocordycipitaceae. Gene Ontology annotation, biological process: calcium ion transmembrane transport; intracellular calcium ion homeostasis. Bases 97 to 1590 code for a protein of 497 amino acids. The record is from RefSeq and is a predicted model, not a curated record. The transcript is spliced from 3 exons. Gene Ontology annotation, molecular function: calcium:proton antiporter activity.